CAAAAAUAUUGGACAAAAAUGAUUUAACUAACUUAUUUUUGUCAAAAAAGUGUGAUAUCCUAAGAUGCGUCGCACAUACAGAUCCAAAAAGGAAACUGGUGGUGCCCUCGAUCACAGAGAUGUGAUACAAGCGUUGGACGAGAAAAGUUCUGCUUUUGAAGCGUAUUACAUACAAAAUAUUAAACAAACCAAGCGAGAAUUGUCUUGUGUGGGUUCAUCGAACCAUUAUGGAACUGCUGCUAGCAAAGUACGUAAGAGGAAAUACGUGAAAAGGAUUGUAAAAGACCCCGAACCACCGGCUAGAGAUUCAGGAUCAACGUCGGCAUUUCUGACUCCUGACAAGUCUUUGCGAGUCAAUAAAGUUCAAGAUCUCUUUGACCAGCUGUUGAACUCGUCCUCGCCCGGUCGGUUCGACUCUCCAAAGAAUAGUAGACCUAUUAUUUUCAAAUAUCGCGAUAAGCCAGAAACCAAGGCAUAUGGUAGAAAGAAAUUAUCAAAAAUUAAGAAGUUCAACUGCUCAAGCAGUGAUAGUUUUGAUUCUGAUAAGGAGAACUCAAAUGAAAGUUGUAAUAAUACAAAGAAUGUCACAGACUUGAAAGCUUUUGAUUUACUUAUUGAAACUGAGAGAAAACCUAGUCCAAAACAUCUGGAUGAGUCCAUUACUAAUAUAGUCAACAACAUAUCUAUUUUUAAUAAGUUAAACUCAAAUGGAGGCAAUUCUAGUAACUCUAGUAAUAAUCCCAACAAUUAUGCAGUAAAUAGAUUAACUACGAACUUACAAACACCGUCUGGUUCUCCGUUGUGUAGCACUCCGUUCAAGGAAAAGUAUCGGAGCCAAUCUAUUUAUAAAUUCUCACCUAUCAGCUUUGGUAAGAACGAUGACAGUCCAAAUUAUGUGACUAUAGUUGAAGAAAAUGAUAAUGAUAGUGUGGUUAUAGUUGACAAAGAUGACACCACAUCUAAUUCUCACUGCGAAGAUUAUCAGCCUUCACCUGUUAUACAUUUAUCUGUAAAUAGAAGUGUGAAAGGCCUUAAAAAUAAAUUAACCAGCAAAAGUCCUGAGCAUACAGACACUCCACUGACUGCAAUAACACCAAAAGUUAUUGAAAACAAAGAGAAAUCACAGAGUAAUGUUGAAAUAUCUAGUAUUGAGAUAAGUGACUUCCAAACCACAGAGGCUGAGCCUUUUUAUGGUUUCUCAAAUGAACCAACUGAAGCUUUAUGUAUUGAAAACCAAAAUAAUAGUUUAUCUGACGAAUCAGUUAUUAAUGAAUUUGAAAAUAGUUCAAAUCGUGAUUCUACAGUAUGUAAAAAUUCCGAAACUGACAGUAAUGAAACAAACAAUUCUAGUGGGUUAGAUGAUGAAAAUGAAUCUUCUUAUGGAACUUGCAAUAGUGAACAAUCUUCCCAUGAAGACGUUGAAGAAUUCAAAAAUGUUCCUAUAGUUAAGAUUGAAAGACUAAAUGAUUCAGUUCUACAAAAGUAUUACGAAAAAUAUUUAGCUAAUAAAUGUGAAAAAGAUGAAUGUGAUGAGACAAGUGAGCUGGAUAGUGAUGAUUAUAUGAGUAUUGAUGAUAUUAAGUCUGUAAAUGAUGAUUCUGAUAACUUUGACAAUUCAGACUUAAAAAAUGUAAUGCCAGAUGAAGUUGAAGCCUCUGAUGCUUCUGGAACAUUCACUGAUAACGAUAGUAGCUUAGAAAAUAAUGAUAAAAGUUUCGAAAAUAAUGAUAAAAGUUUCGAAAAUAAUGAUAAUAGUUCAGAAAAUAAUGACAAUAGCUCAGAAAAUAAUGACAAAAGUUUAGAAAAUAAUGAUAAUAGUUCAGAAAACAAUGACAAUAGCUUAGAAAAUAAUGAUAAUAGUUCAGAAAACAAUGACAAUAGCUUAGAAAAUAAUGAUAGUAGUUCACAAAAAAAAGACAUUACUACAAAUAAUGAAAAUGAAAGAUGUAUCAGUUUUGUAACAACUCGAAGGCGUAAUGAAGUUACAAAUGACUCACUUCUCUAUGGGUUUAAUAGUUCCUAUGGAAGUGCCAGUAGUACUGAUUGUGAUAAGACUGUAGUUAGCAAUAAUGGUAACAACUCAAGACAUAGCAUAAGUUCAAAUUUAGACAAUAGUACUGAUAAUAAUAAAACUGAGGUGGAAAAAGAGACAAGGCUAAGUGAUGCUGACCAUAGUAAAGAUGAAGACUUAGUUGUAAACAGUCUCUGUGAAGACAAGAACGACAGUGCUAGAUUUUCAUCAGUAACUACCAGAAAAUCUUCAAGACUGCCUAGAGAAAGUAAUAUGGAUGAGGAUACUAGGAAAAGUUUGAUUGAAAAUGAGGGGAAGCCAGCAAUAGUAUUGCAGCCAGGGAAGAAAUGGGAGAGGUCCUUGAGUAUUUAUAAAAGAAUGACGAUGAUGGAAUUAGACCAUUCCUUACUGGAUGAUGAUGAGCUGGUCUCCAAGGGACGAAAGUACAGACAAAGCGUCAUUAGCACCAUGGAACUACAAGAUUUCAAAGGUUCACUAAACAAUGAAUCAAUUAUUAGUCGCAGGAGUACAUUUGUUUCUAAACCGUGUAGAUCGACGAUUCGGAUUAUAAAAGAACCUAACGCUUCGAGGCUUAGUUUAUGUUCUACUUCUGUUUCUGAAGAUUUAAAAGGAUUUCUGCACGAGGAUUGUGAUGAUACGAUCGUCGAGCUAUCGAAACUCUCGAUUGCCGACUCUGAAAACGAAGUCACUGUAAUAGAGAAUUUCCAUGAUACUUCUAAUCGCGUUUCUACAGCACGGGAGUACGUGUUACGUAGAUGCGGUCAGACAGACGCGAUACUCUUCGAUGAAUGCUAUCCAGAAACGGUCUUGAAAAACUGCCGCAAAAUCGGCGAAGGAGUGUACGGAGAGGUUUUCCUAUGGCGUGCUGGUGAUGGCCGUGCUCGUGUGAUGAAGAUAGUCCCAAUAGCGGGCACUACCAAAGUCAAUGGGGAACGUCAGAAGGACUUCCAAGAAAUUAUAUCGGAGAUUGUGAUUGCUAUGGAAUUGAGCGCACUACGCGCUCCCAUAGAUGAGAUACAACGUGAAUUUGACGCAGGAAAGGAGAUUGAUACCUUGGAUUUACAUUCUGUAGAGAAUGCAACUGAUGUUUUUAAUGAGGUAUUAGCGGUCCGUUGCGUUUACGGUGGCUAUCCGUCGCGUUUGCUCGACCUGUGGGAGUUGUACGACGAGUGCAAGGGCUCGGAAAACGACAACCCGGCCGUCCUGCCGACCGACCAGCAGUACAUAGUGCUGGAGUUGGCUAACGCCGGCCAGGAUCUAGAGAGCUUCGAGUUCAACAACGCUGAGCAAGCGCACGCGCUGUUUUUGCAGAUUGCAUUCGGGUUGGCGGUGGGCGAAGAGGCGUUUCAGUUCGAGCACCGCGAUUUGCACUGGGGCAACGUGUUGAUAGCGCCCACAGAGCAGAAGUUCGCAACGUUCGUCCUGCGCGGUCGCGCGCACCGCGUGGCGCGCUGCGGCGUGGCGGGCACCAUCAUCGACUACUCGCUGUCGCGGCUGUCGCUCCCGCUGGCGCGCGAGUGCGCGGCGCUGUACAACGACCUCGGCGGCGACGACUCGCUGUUCGAGGCCGUCGGCGACUACCAGUUCGCGGUGUACCGGCUCAUGAGAGACAAGCUGCGGAAUGAUUGGAAGAAUUUCGAGCCGUACACAAACAUCCUGUGGCUGCAUUACACUGUGGAUAAAAUGAUCACUGCUCUCCGCUACAAGAGGACCAGUACCAAGAUACACAAGCACUACAUCGCCAAGCUCAAGGGAAUCAAGAACAGAAUCCUGGACUACGGCAGCGCUGCCCAAUUCGUCCUCACUGACAACGAAUUUUAAAAACGAACAAAUUAUGAUAAUACAUUUUACUCAUCAAAAAUAAUCACAUAUUUUCACUAGAAUAUUUUCAAAAUGAUAGAUAGUAGCACUGUUUGCUGUUGUUAUAAACAUUUGACGAUGAAUUGCAUAAAUUAUAAUGUAAAUAGAGAUGUUUGCUUCGGUAAAUUUGUUGAAGUUUUAGACGCUAAAAGAAUUAUUUACAAUAUUGUUGUCCCAUUAGAACAAAAUCAGCUUAAAGGUGCCUUCUUAGACAAGGUAGUGCCUUUGUUCAGGUUACUAAUAAAUUCAUAUUAUAAUGUGUUCAAAA
Molecule: messenger RNA, 4160 nt
Organism: Ostrinia furnacalis (Asian corn borer)
Lineage: Eukaryota; Metazoa; Arthropoda; Insecta; Lepidoptera; Crambidae
Gene: Haspin
Product: haspin
Exons: 12
Coding region: 65-3853 (1262 amino acids)
Biological process (GO): intracellular signal transduction; protein phosphorylation; mitotic cell cycle
Cellular component (GO): cytoplasm; nucleus
Molecular function (GO): ATP binding; histone H3T3 kinase activity
Source: RefSeq, a predicted model, not a curated record